Pogona vitticeps (central bearded dragon) is the source of this 6593-nucleotide messenger RNA. It is a transcript of the gene MMP16, whose product is annotated as matrix metallopeptidase 16. Gene Ontology annotation, cellular component: extracellular matrix; plasma membrane. Gene Ontology annotation, biological process: proteolysis; extracellular matrix organization; collagen catabolic process. Gene Ontology annotation, molecular function: metalloendopeptidase activity; zinc ion binding. The record is from RefSeq and is a predicted model, not a curated record. Lineage: Eukaryota; Metazoa; Chordata; Lepidosauria; Squamata; Agamidae.
GCAUUUUGGAGUGAGAAGGGUCUCUCUCUCUCUCUCUCUCUCGCCUCUCCCUGGCUCGGUUGCCUUCCUCCCUUUCCCUCCCCUCCUGUAUAGGUGAACCUGUCUUCAGCUUUUCCUCCUCAUCAACAUUGGCAGAUUUCAAAACAAGAACAACAACAAUCCCCCCCACACACCUACACUGAUAUCUUUAAAACCUUUGGUGCGCGCGCCCUGGUUUUUUUUUUUUGGGGGGGGGGGGUGUCCGGAAGGGAAGAAAAAGCGGGGCGGCGAAGGAGGAGCGGGGGCAGCGCCGAACCCAGAGCGCCAGAGCUUUCCUCCGUCUGCCUUCUCCACGGAAGCACAGUCCACUAUGAUCCUACCCGCCUUCAGCACUGCAACCCGGGGGGAUUUCGUGCAUCAUUCCAGGGUGUUUUUCUUGCAAGCCUUGCUUUGGAUUUUAUGCGCUACUACUGGGUGCAGAGGGGAGCAGUAUUUCAAUGUAGAGGUGUGGUUACAAAAGUACGGCUAUCUUCCACCAACUGACCCUAGAAUGUCCGUGCUACGCACUGCAGAGACAAUGAAAUCUGCUAUAGCUGCUAUGCAGCAGUUUUAUGGCAUUAACAUGACAGGAAAAGUGGACAGGAACACAAUUGAUGAUAUCACCUUAAGUUGGAUGAAGAAGCCUCGUUGUGGUGUGCCUGAUCAGACAAGAGGCAACUCUAGAUUUAAUAUUCGUCGAAAACGAUAUGCAUUAACAGGACAGAAAUGGCAACACAAACAUAUCACUUACAGCAUAAAGAACGUCACUCCCAAAGUAGGAGAUGCUGAAACCCGUAAAGCAAUUCGCCGUGCCUUUGACGUGUGGCAGAAUGUAACUCCUUUGACGUUUGAGGAAGUUCCUUACAUUGAACUAGAGAAUGGCAAACGGGAUGUGGAUAUCACUAUCAUUUUUGCAUCAGGUUUUCAUGGAGACAGUUCUCCCUUUGAUGGGGAGGGAGGAUUUUUGGCUCAUGCGUAUUUUCCGGGGCCAGGAAUUGGAGGAGACACUCAUUUUGAUUCUGAUGAACCAUGGACUUUGGGAAACCCUAAUCAUGAUGGAAAUGAUUUGUUUUUAGUUGCAGUUCAUGAACUGGGACAUGCCCUAGGCUUGGAGCAUUCCAAUGACCCUACUGCCAUCAUGGCUCCUUUUUACCAGUACAUGGAAACCGACAACUUCAAACUACCUAAUGAUGAUUUACAGGGGAUCCAAAAGAUAUAUGGUCCACCUGACAAAAUCUCACCACCAACAAAACCUCUGCCAACAGUGCCCCCUCAUCGCUCUGUCCCUGCAGUAGACCCACAGAAGAAUGACAAACCUAAGCCUCCCCGGCCACCAACGGGAGACAAGCCUUCCUACCCUGGAGCCAAACCCAACAUCUGCGAUGGAAAUUUUAACACUCUAGCCAUUCUUCGCAGGGAAAUGUUUGUUUUCAAGGAUCAGUGGUUUUGGCGUGUCAGAAACAACAGAGUGAUGGAUGGAUACCCCAUGCAGAUUACCUACUUCUGGAGGGGACUACCUCCAAGUAUUGAUGCUGUUUAUGAAAACAGUGAUGGGAACUUCGUAUUCUUUAAAGGUAACAAGUUUUGGGUCUUCAAGGACACUACUCUCCAACCAGGGUAUCCACACGAUCUGAUAACAUUGGGUAGUGGGAUUCCACCCCAUGGUAUUGAUUCAGCCAUUUGGUGGGAAGAUGUCGGAAAAACCUACUUCUUCAAAGGAGACAGGUACUGGAGAUAUAGCGAAGACAGAAGAACUAUGGAUACUGGUUACCCAAAACCCAUCACAAUCUGGAAAGGUAUCCCAGAAUCACCUCAGGGAGCCUUUGUCCACAAAGAAAAUGGCUUCACGUAUUUCUAUAAAGGCAAAGAAUACUGGAAAUUCAACAACCAGAUGCUCAGGGUGGAACCUGGAUAUCCCAGAUCCAUCCUCAAGGAUUUUAUGGGUUGUGAUGGGCCAGCAGACCGGGACAAAGACCGACACAGCCCUCAAGAUGACGUAGACAUUGUCAUCAAAUUGGACAACACAGCUAGUACUGUGAAAGCCAUAGCCAUUGUCAUUCCUUGCAUUCUGGCCCUGUGCCUCCUCGUCUUGGUUUACACUGUGUUCCAGUUCAAGAGGAAAGGAACACCCCGCCACAUACUGUACUGCAAACGCUCUAUGCAAGAGUGGGUGUGAUGUAGGGUUUUGGGUUUUUUUCCCCCUUCUUCUUCUUCUUCUUCUUCCUCUCCCUCUCCCGGGAGUUUGUGGUAACUUGAGAAUCAACAAAAGAGCUGUUAUGCAGUUUCCUACCUAGAAGCAGGCACCUGUCUGCCUCAACCAGGGCUGAUAUUUAAAACCCCGGGAGGCUGCCUGCCCUGCACAUGAGUGAGAGUUCACUCCAGUGGGAAGCUUCCAUCAUACACGAUAUCUGCCGUCCCUUCAGUCCUUCGUCUUUCUUUGCCAUUCGGUUCUAGCCUUUCUUCUGCACGCUCAAUACCCAAUGCAAAACUAUUAGGAUUUUCAUCAAGAAGAGGAAAUGGAACAAGGAAACAACAACAGUCAUGUGGGCAAGACACUCUAGUGUCUCUGUUGGGGCUGUUUCUGUCCCCUUUAAAGCCUGCUCCCCUUUGAAAGAGUUUUGCGCGAGGUUUUAAAAAAAAAGAAGAAGAAAAGAAAGAUGUAAUCAAUUUUUUUAAAAGUGAAGAGAUACAACUUUAACACAACAAUCGCAAUGGAACUUUCAGGAAGUGUGAAGACCCAAAACAGCUUUGUCUCCAAAGAGGAUUGCUUUCUGUCAGCUAUGGAUAUAUAAGUCCUAUACUCCUACACACAAUUUUUGUCAAGUGGGAGAACAGGAUGACACACAGGAAUUCAGACUGUUUGGACAGCCAUUUUCCAACAAACAAGGGGCCAAAAUAUCUGCAAUAUAGUAACAGCCUUAAUGAUAACAUUCAUUUUGUGUUUUAUACAGCUGUUCUGACUAUGUCCUCAAUGUUUUAACACAUUUAUAUUCAUUACUAUAUUCAGAUAGUAUCUUUUUUAUUGAUUGGUUUAACUUUUUGUUGGUUUCUUGCCUCCUCCUUUUGUUUAUUUUCACCCUGAGCUGUACCAGGCGAAAAGCCCCAGGCCUUCCACAGGUCUGUCAGGAACAUUUAUUUUGAAAUGUUUUGCUGAAAGCAGCAAGUUCCUAAGUACAGUGCAGUCAACUAAAGUGGCAAUGUUGAAGGUAUACAAAAUGCUAGUAUAAUUUACUUUAUGGGUGACCCUUUGAGAACUACGGGAUCAGUUUUUUCAGGUCUCAGACGGCUCAUAUGGGCUGGCCUAAAAUGACAGGAAUGCACAGGUUUUAGUUUCUGAAGUUUAUCUUGUGAUUUGAGAAAAGGGCUACUAUUCCAUUGGUGGCUGAAAAACCAUAUCAGAUCUGCAGAGCCUCUUGCUCCCUCCAUCUCAGCAUCACUGCCUUCUUCUGUACCCCUCUCUGCCGCUUCUCUUGGCUGAGCAUGCACUAGUUGUGGCUGCCUCACUUAUGACACUACACCGUACCGUAACAAAAUGGCAGCUGUAACCAGUGCUCCAUCAGUCAUGUAGUUUUGCAGGUAUAUGGAAUAGUUGUGGUUAAAGUUGAUAGGUCUGCCUGGGAAAGUGUGUUGGCCCACUACAAAACUGGAAUAACAAUGAGCAAAAUGUUAAGCAUUGAUUGCAUUAUAGGCGACUGAAGAUAUAUAUUUGCUGGCUAGUUUCUAGUAAUUCACUGUGUUCAGAUUUUAAGUGGGUACAGUUUUAUAGCUUAGCCUCCAUAUACUCAGUGGGUUUGUGCCAAUUCAUGCCAGCAGCCCUUCCCUGACUCAGCUGCUCUUUUUCUCCCAUCACAAUUGACCUCAUGCACUAUCAGUUCCCAGUCUCCCAUCAACAAACACCGACUUCCCUUGUGCUGUUUGCAGUAUGUGUGCUCAGUGAUAUUUUUGUUUGUUUUUAAAAAUCAGUGAAUGCAAACAAACAUGGCAGCAUUCACUUUGGGUGUCUCCCUGUUUAUCAGCAUGCACAUGAAUUUUUAUUUGUACUGUGCUUAUCUGAGCAUUCACAGUAUAUUUGCCAGCCACACUGCCUGGCCCUGAAGACUUGGCAACAGCUAAGACUGGAGACAGACAGUUGUGUUUUUCAGCAAAUCAAAGAGUAGUAUGAUCUGGAAGGCUCCGUUGCCUAUGGAGUACAUUGUCUCUGUUCACCGGUUUUGCAGUUGUUUGUUGCACUGCAGAAGCUGUUUACUAGAAAUGACAGCAGAACAAAAGGAAUGAGUGCGUAUGCCCUGGGAGAUGACGAUUCUGUCGUACAACUUUCAACACUCACGAAAACAUUUAUUUGUUUUUUCUCCAGCCUGAAAGAAGCAAGAGCUUGGGGUUUGAUGAUGGGAUUGAUGGAGCUCCUUUGUCCAGGAAUUGGCUUAAUUUUUAAAAUUUUGCUCUGCUAGACUGUUUAAUUUUUUUUUGUCUUCUAAUUAAGCUUUGAGUAUGGUUAUUGCAUUUGCCUUUGGAACAUGGGUACACAAUGGUGUAAUUAGCAGUUUCCGUGAGAACUUGAAAGCAACAACUCUGACUCUGCAGAGGUGCUGUUCUUGCAGUCCCCAAAGUAUUGCCAUUUGGGUACUUGCCUUAGUUCUCAAAGGGUCAAUGAAACCUCUGGCAUUUAGCUGUGCAUUCAGUCACUGACAGAAGCAAGGGACCACCAAAGCAUUGUGUCAUCAUAUGUAACUUUUUGCUAACAGCAGUAUUGUCAUUUUCAUGUGACCUGCAGAGCAGGUUAUGUAUCAAUAUUUUUUCCUAGAGAAAAGUCAGCAACUGACAGACCUCUUCUAUUGAUUUUAGGAGCUGCUUCUUGCAGUGACAGGCUUUUUACAGUCACUGGGCUGUGAAUUUAUUAAAGGUGUUCAAAAAGAAAUACACCCCAGACGUCAGAAACCUGGCUUUUUAUGAAAGCUAGGAUUCCAGGGGAGUAGCUUUUGAAACAAUGAACAGCUUGCCUUGAACUUUAUUGAUCUGUUGAUUGUCAUUACUAAGUUAAACAUUGUCUUCUGUGGGGAAAAUAACCCUUUGCUGUCUGAAUUACCUUAUGUGUACUGUUUUUGAUGUCUUUGCUCUUUGACCUUUAACAUGCAAACUGGCACAAGCUCAAUGGGAAAUACGGUGUUGCUGUUCCAUGUGGAUUCGGCCUAGGCUUUCACAACUACAACAAAAGGCCGAUUUCAUGUGGUGACCAAAUAGUCGCCUAUGUUUUGUUAGAGAAGACAGUGGGCUCAAUGCACUGGGAAGUCCCCCUCCCAAGUUGGAUGGAGGUAAAUAGCAGGCGUGUGGCAUCCUUCUUCCUCAGCUCGCAUUUAAUUAGUUAGGGGGAGCUGUAGGAGAAUUUCCCAAUGGAAUGUGCCUAGUAUUUGUAGCAGAAUGGAAAAGUUGCUAUGUAUACAUGCACGCUCUAAAAAUGAACUGCAGUGGAAGCAAAUUUCUAUUUAAUUUUGGUGCAAUUUUCUGUAUAAAACCUGCCCUUGCUACAAAUGACUUGCUAUAAAUAAUGAUGUUCAAAAACACACAAAUGUGCAAAAAUACUUGAAAACAGCCUUCAUUGGCUUUCUGUCAAAGUUUUUUUUAUACUAGACUCAAGACAGUUUCUUACUGAUUUCCUAAUCCACAUUACUGAAUCAUUUUUUAGAGAGUGUAAGUAUAUAUACAUAUAUUAAUUUUUUUGGUAAUGAAUAGCUCGACUGCCUUGAAUUUAUAUUUAUAUUGAGCAUAGCAUGAAGAUUAGUAUGCCUUUUUAUUCAAUUAAACAUGAUUUGGGGUUUUGUUUUAUUUUGAACUGAGGGUUUAUUUUAUAACUGUGUGAGGCAUGCUAUACAGCAUUGCAGGGGGCUGGGUUUCUUUCAAGCAUAAACAGAUAUAUGGAUGGAUAACAAAGAUUAGAAGUCAUGGAUUGCUUAAUAGCACAUAUGCAAUGCAAACAAUGUUUUGAAGCCUCUCAGAGGUACUGUAUGGAGUAUGCUAAAAGUUGCACCGGUAUGAGAUCAAUACAUUACCUUCGUAUAUACAUUUCCAUUAGUACACACAUACAGCAGCUUACUACAUCUGUGAACAUAGAAUCAUUUGGGAAUUCUUCAUUUUUCUUCACCUUAAAACAUGGCUAUAGCUAUCUUUUUUUUCAGACAAAAAUCUAGGAAGUAUAUUCUGCUACAAGCAAUGCUCCCCUCCCGUUGCCCUAAUAUUAUUCUUUGAUAAAUGAAAGUUAGAUAAAUUUGAUUAAUCUGCUUUAGCUGUAUUUUACUCUAGCCAAUGAGUUGGAUCUGGACUUAUUCAUACUUAGACCACUAAGAUCAGUUGAUCUAUUCUUAAGUAUGACUAAGAUUACAUCCAACCUGUAAGAUUUAUGUUACUCAGAGAGUCCAAAAUAAGAUAAACGCUGACUUACAUGUAAAUUAUGACAAUCCUAGACACAUUUUGUAAAUGUCCAAAAACUCAGGUAAACUAUUAGCGAAUGGGGAACAUCAUUUACUUUAUUCAUGACAUACAGUAGUGCCUCGCAUUACGAUGUUAAUUCGUUCCAGCGAAAU